Diceros bicornis minor is the source of this 2719-nucleotide messenger RNA. It is a transcript of the gene EPS8L1, whose product is annotated as EPS8 like 1. Gene Ontology annotation, biological process: Rho protein signal transduction; positive regulation of ruffle assembly; regulation of Rho protein signal transduction. The transcript is spliced from 20 exons. Lineage: Eukaryota; Metazoa; Chordata; Mammalia; Perissodactyla; Rhinocerotidae. Bases 235 to 2403 code for a protein of 722 amino acids. The record is from RefSeq and is a predicted model, not a curated record. Gene Ontology annotation, cellular component: ruffle membrane; plasma membrane; vesicle. Gene Ontology annotation, molecular function: actin binding.
CGACGCAGGAAAGGCUGGGAGCCCUAAAUUCUUGAGUCCUGAAGAGGUAAGAGCUGGGAGCCGGGACUCCAGUAGCUAAAGGAAGAGUAUAGGGUCACAGGGGCUGAGGCACUGGACGAAGAGUCCUCUGAGGAGACCUGGGCUCAAAACCCUUUGGUUCUUAGGGAAGAGGAGCGCUGAGCCCGCACUCCUGGGCCCCUGAGAAGGUGGCAGGAGCUCCUCCUUCUCGGCACCAUGAGCAGCACCACCACCGGCCCGGAAGCUGCCCCCAAACCGAGUGCCAAGUCUAUCUAUGAGCAGAGGAAGCGUUACUCCACUGUGGUCAUGGCUGACGUUUCCCAGUAUCCAGUCAAUCACCUGGUGACGUUCUGCCUGGGUGAGGAGGAUGGCGUGCACACGGUGGAGGACGCCUCGCGGAAGCUGGCGCUCAUGGACAGCCAGGGCCGCGUCUGGGCCCAGGAGAUGCUGCUGCGCGUGUCUCCCGACCACGUCACGCUGCUCGACCCCGCCUCCAAGGAGGAGCUGGAAUCGUACCCGCUGGGCGCCAUCGUGCGCUGCGACGCGGUGCUGCCGCCCGGCCGGAGCCGCUCGCUGCUGCUGCUCGUGUGCCAGGAGCCGGAGCGCGCGCAGCCGGACGUGCACUUCUUCCAGGGCCUGCGUCUCGGGGCGGAGCUGAUCCGAGAGGACAUUCAGGGAGCCGUGCACAACUACCGCUCCGGCCGCGGGGAGCGCCGGGCGGCGGCGCUCAGGGCCACGCAGGAGGAGCUGCAGCGCCGCCCCUAUCCCGCCGCGGAGACCCCGCCCCUGCAGCGCCGCCCGUCGAUCCGCGCGGUGAUCAGCACGGUGGAGCCGGCCGCGGGCCGCGGGCGACCCCAGGUGGAGCCCAUCCCCGAGGCGGAGGAGGCGCGGAGGCCCGGCCCGGCGGCGACCUCUAGCGGCGCUGACCCGGCCUCCCCGGACCUGGGCCCCCGCGGCCCGGACCUGGCCGGUCUGCAGGCGGAGCGGGAAGUGGACAUCCUAAACCACGUGUUCGACGACGUGGAGAGCUUCGUCUCGAGGCUGCAGAAGGCUGCGGAAGCUGCCCGAGUUCUGGAACACCGCGAGCGCGGCCGCAGGACCCGGCGCCGGGAGGCCGGGGAGGGCCUCCUGACCCUGCGGGCCAAGCCGCCCUCGGAGGCCGAGUACAUCGACGUGCUUCAGAAAAUCAAGUACGCCUUCAGCCUGCUGGCCCGGCUGCGCGGCAACAUCGCCAACCCCUCCUCCCCAGAGCUGCUGCACUUCCUGUUCGGACCUCUGCAAAUGAUUGUGGACACGACAGGCGGCCCCCAGUUCGCGAGCGGCGUGCGACGGCCGCACCUGACGUGCGACGCCGUGGCGCUGCUGCGGGACAAUGUCACCCCACGAGAAAACGCGCUCUGGACCUCGCUGGGGGACUGGUGGACCCGCCCGGGGCUGGAGCUGCCCCUGGAGGAGGGACCCCCAUACAGCCCUGACUUCUACAGCGGCUGGGAGCCGCCGGCCACCGACCCGCAGGGCCGCGCCUGGGAGGAGCCGGUAGAGAAACAGUUACAGCACGAGCGGCGGCGCCGGCAGCAAAGCGCCCCCCAGGUCGCUGUCAAUGGUCACCAAGACCCGGAGCCAGAAGCUGAGCCCCAGCCGGAGCCAGAGCCGGCGGGGAAGUGGGUCCUAUGUAACUAUGACUUCCAGGCCCGCAACAGCAACGAGCUAUCCGUCAAGCAGCGGGACGUGUUGGAGGUCCUAGAUGACAGGCGCAAGUGGUGGAAGGUUCGGGACCCCUGGGGGAAGGAGGGAUAUGUACCCUAUAAUAUCCUGACGCCCCACCCCGGGCCGCCGGGGAGCCGCAGCCAAAGCCCUGCCCGCAGCCUGGAAAAUAGCAUUCCCCCUCCUCCACCGGCCCCGGCCCUGGCUCCUGCCCCGGCUCCUGCCCCGGCUCGGCCCCGCUGGGACAGCUGCGACAGCCUCAACAACUUGGACCCCAGAGAGAAAGACAAAUUCUCCCAGAUGCUCAGUGUCAACGAGGAGCUGCAGGCGCGCCUGGCCCAGGGCCGCUCCGGCCCCAGCCGCGCAGCCCCGGGCCCCCGCGCCCCGGAGCCGCAGCUCAGCCCGCGCUCGGACGCCUCGGAGGUCCGCGCCUGGCUGCAGGCCAAAGGCUUUAGCUCCGGGACCGUGGAGGCGCUGGGCGUGCUGACCGGCGCGCAGCUUUUCUCGCUGCAGAAGGAGGAGUUGCGGGCGGUGAGCCCCGAGGAGGGGGCGCGAGUGUACAGCCAGGUCACGGUGCAGCGCGCGCUGCUGGAGGACAAAGAGAAAGUGUCAGAGCUGCAGGCGGUGAUGGAGAAGCAAAAGAGGAAGGUGGAAGGCGAGAUGGAAACGGAGGUCAUUUGACCCUUCCUUCCCGGCUCUCCGCGAGUUUCGAGGCAGCCCUGUGGGAGCACGGACUCUGCAGACUGCCCCCACCGAUGGAAGUAGACCCCUCGAAGGAUCGCCGACCCGUUCCGGCCCUGGUCUUCCCGCCCGGUGGAUAAAUUCGCCCGUCCUUGCAGGAGUCUCCUGAGCGAGCGUUCGCGGACUGGAGCGGGGAGGGCAGCGGGGCGCAGACAAUUUAGAAAAAGCGCCAUCGGCGCUCCCCGGGAGAGGGCGCGCUCGGGAGCCCUGUGCAUGGAGAUAUGCUGCCCAGUCUAUAAACAGCCUCUUCUUACCA